Molecule: messenger RNA, 4347 nt
Organism: Styela clava
Lineage: Eukaryota; Metazoa; Chordata; Ascidiacea; Stolidobranchia; Styelidae
Source: RefSeq, a predicted model, not a curated record
UAUCUCAUUAUCUCUUAUAAAGUAGGUGGGUAGAUUUUCAUAAAAUUCGAUAAUUUGCAAUUUACUGAAAAUGGGUAAAUGGCCAAAAUCCUAUCUGAAAUAUCAGAAAGAAUGGGAGCAGGAUCCUGAAUUUCAAGAUUGGCUUGAGAGCUUUCCUGGUGAUGAUGAGAAAGGUCGCUGCAAAGUAUGCUUAACAAUACUUAAAGCUCGUUUGAGAGAUAUCAGAAAUCAUGGGAGAACAAAAAAGCACAUGAAAAAUAUGGAUCCAUCUGCUUUUGCAGAGCUUAUGAAAAUUGAAGUCAAACCACCCCCACCUCCUCCGUUGGGAAAUAAAGCAGCUUCCUUAAAAAUGGCAGCUCACAUAGCAUGCCAUUCUUCAAUAUUGACUGUGGAUCAUCUUUCGGCGCUUAUCAAAGAGAUGACCCAAAAACGUUUUUCUCUUCAUCGUACAAAAUGUUCCAUGUUGAUUCGGAAAGUGCUUGGGCCCGAAAUGCACAACGAGUUUCUUGAUGAUGUUCGUAACUCUCAAUAUUCUUUAGUCAUUGAUGAAAGCCUGGAGCCUUCUUAUGAGAAGCAAUUGCGUGUGGUGAUUCGAUAUUAUAGUAUGAGAGCGCACAAGAUAGUCACCUCAUUUUUGGGUCUUCUUCCACUCGAUGGUGGUCAACCAGAUUUUAUGGUACUCAAUUUUUUGAAACAAAAUAGAUUGGAUAUUGGAAAUUGUUGUGGUAUUGCAACUGACUGCAAUGAAGAAAUAUGUGAAAAAAAUGCAAUAAUUGCUAAAAUUCUGGAAUAUAAUCCUAAUAUUGUUCAUGUAAAAUGCAUGUGCCAUUCUUUGCAAAUCUGCUUAUCAAAGGCAUUUAGACUUCUCCCACGAAAUCUAAAUUUUAUGAUUGCUGAAACAUAUACAUGGUUUUUGCAUAACUCAGUCAGACAACAGAAAUACAAAAAUAUAUAUGAAAACAUUAGUGUUGCUGAUCCAGUACUAAAGAUUUUACAGCUGCCUGACACAGAGUGGCUCUCUGUCGCUCCUUGUGUCAACAAGAUUCUUGACAACUACGAUGAGCUAAAGUUGUAUUUUCAGCUAGCUCAAAGCCAAGAAAAUAGUUACACUGCGGAAAUUCUAUUUCAUAUGUUUGAUGAUCCUGUAAACAAGCUAUAUUUGUCAUUUUUGCAACCAAUCGUUAAUGAAUUUUCUAGAGUCUACAAACAAACAGAGCUGGAAUCUGGAGGCGCGUAUCGAUUAGGAAAAGAAUACUUAAGCUUGUACAAAAGGCUUCUUCAUAUCAUUGUUAAACCCGAUGUCUUUGCUUCUCAAACUUCAUUAUUGGACAUAGACAUUGGUGAUGGAGAGAAUCAGCAUGGUAUCGCAUCAGUUGAUUUCGGUGCCAAAUUCUCCAUGGUACUGACAGAGUCGAUCAUGAUCCAUCCAUCUCAAAUUGAAAAUGCUAAACAAAAUUGCUAUGAAUUUGUUUUUGCACUUGCUUCUCAGCUUAAAGAUAUACUGCCUCACAAUAUUCAAAUCUUGAACAGCAUGUCUUCACUAGUACCUUCGGUUGUGCUCGGGUCUAAGAAACCAAGACUAUCAAGUUUACCUUUCCUUGCCCUAUUUAAUGGAGAUUUAAUCCAGCUUAACAAUCAAUGGCGAAGGCUUGAGACUAUAAAUUGGCAGAAGGCAUUGGACUCGUGCUGUGAAGAAUUUUGGGGUGAAGUUGCGAGUCAUGUGAAUGAGGAUGGAGAACAUGAUUUUCAAGAUCUUGGGACCUUUAUGGUUGCACUUCUCACUUUGCCACUCACUAAUGCCUCAGUCGAAAAAGUUUUUCUGCAAAUGAACAUGAUAAAGAGUAAGCCGCGGAAUCGAAUGGGCCAACAGCUGCUAGAAAAUAUUUUAAGAGUCCGAGCAUAUAUGAAAAGAAACAACAUUUGCUGUGAUGACUUUAUUCCUUCUGAUAAAAUGAUAGACGCAUUUCGUGCCGAUAUAUAUAAAUCUGAAGUCAAACAAGAAUUAGAGAUAGAAGUUAUUACAGACGAACGAAACUUUCCACAAAGAGUUAGGGUGUAAACUGCUUGAAAAAAUCGAGAAGGUUUCAAAUCCCAUUUUCAUAUUAUAGCUGAAUUUGAACAAUUUUCUAACUGGCUGUUGUGUAUUCGUAUACAAAUUACUUCACCAUUGUAUUCUUCCUAACCAAUACGCAUGAUUUCUUAGAAAAAAAUGAGUUCCUAAUCUUACAAACAACAUUUUUUAAUUUGAAAAUGGACAUCUAGCUAUAUAUAAUGCUUUAUUUGACAUUCCGGCAUGGCAAUCAUGCUUGUGAUUUGCAAUAUCUUCUAAUUGUUUAUUUCAAUUAUCUUUACUUAAGUGAAAAUAGAUCAACCUACAACCUGUCGUACAAAUGUAGAGCUGUGUGUAUUUGAUCAUAAGAUCAGCACACUGUUAUUAUCUUCAAUUGCAGAACUAAAUCUUGACUUUAUUGUUAUGUCAGAUAUAGAUUGAUGCUCGUAUUUCUAAUUUCCACCUCACUGAAAUUGCCAAUUUAUAGUUCAUAUUUGUUUCAAAGCAAUGACAAUUUUAUAUGGUUCUGACAAACAAAUGUUGCUUCAAUAUUAAGAAUAAUUGGCAUUAAGAAAUGUAUGCGGAGGAACAUGCCAAUACGCCAUAAAUUCUUUUCCAAGUAUAGGCAUUAGGCAAAUGCAGAAUCUCUCACUGACACAAAGUAUACAAUGGGAACAAUAAAAUGAGCUAUAUUUUAUUAUGGUGAAGUGAAAUAGUCUUCUGUUUUGUCUAGAUAUAUCAUCGCUAUUAUGGUCUUUGCAAUGCUAUUAGCAGUUAUUUAUGCUUGACUCUUGCACAUUUUGAAAAUGCUUUUUGAGUUAGUUGAGACUGUAUAUAAAUUGAUGCUUCUUUUUGUGUUUUUAUUUUUCCCAGAUUUUAUGCUUUUAUUAAAUUAUUUUAUCCUAUUGAUUUAUUACACGCCAUGUAUAAAUCAACGAACUCAUGUUCUUCGCAACAUGUUGCUGUUAAACCGGGAGUCUGGCUCUCAAAAUCAAAACAAAGAAUAAAGAACCCAAGGAAGCUUGAUGUGAAGAUUACAAGAAAUGUAUUUAAACAGAAAUACAAUAGAAGAAAUAUUAAUCAACAAUCAAUAUUAUCUUUUGCAAAGAGUCGUCAGGGUAAACUCACAUCACAUGAAGAUUUAUAUUCAGAGAGUGAGGAUAAGGAGAAUGCAGUUGUCACUGACAUAAAUAUCUUGAAUGCAGUGACGUCACAGACACAUUUUGACACCAGACCAAUGAAAGAAGUGAAUGUGCAAGUUGAACAUUCCCAGUGUUUAGAUGUUCCCAGCAAACCAUCCAAAUUAUCAAAUUCGCCCAAGAACUCUAACAAACUGUCGUUCGAUAAUGAAGUCAAUGAAAGCUCUGGCCAACUAAAUCUCCCUGAACAUCCUACACAAUAUAGCUUGAAUGCAGUGAUAUCAGAAAAGCAAACACACUCUAACACGAAACCGAUUAAGGAAGUGAAUGUGCAAGUUAAACAUUCCCAGUGCUUAGAUUUUCCUAGCAAACCGUCCCAAUCAUCAAAUUCGUCCAAGAAUUCUAGCAAACUGUCAUUCGAUAGUACUUGCAAUGAAAGCUCUGGCCAAAUAAAUCUCCCUGAAAAUUCCACACAAUAUGAAAAAAUUGAUAUUCUGAACGAUACGCUAGAUUGGAUAUCAUUCAAACCAUUACAAACUUCCACGCAAAUCUCUGGAAAUUCACAAAUGAUUAUGAAUAAUUCUUUCCACGAUUCUUCAGAGUGUACACCCAAUGUAGUAAGGCCUGACAUUACGAUUUUAGAUGAUCACACUGUUUCACAGCAGGCAUAUUCCAGCCCAUUGCAACCCUCAACUCAAAUCCCCCUGAACUCCCAGAGGUCCGACGAACCAAAAGGCGUCUCCGUCUCAGAUUUCAAUGAUUAUCAGCCACAGUCUCCACACCUAUACGACUUAUCUGUUCGCUUCACUCAAGAUUCUCAAGGCAACCAAAUAUUUUCCAGACUUUCACCAAAAAAGCAGAAUUUAAUACCGUAGUUUAUUAAUUUGCAAUAUUUGAAAAAAAAAGUGCAAUAAGAUGAACCCUAUUUGUGUAAAAAUCUUGGAAGUGCUUCAAAAGCUACUAACACUUAAUAGCAGACAGGAAUGGGCAGUAAAUCAGCAACAAGAAAUAAAAGGCAAGAGGUUGCAGCAAUAAUCCGGCUUGGUCAACUAGAAUGAACAGAUCGUAUCUUAUUAAAAACAUACAGGGCUUCAGCUACAAUUUGAUUCCAAGUAAAAAUGAAAACAUGAUGUAUUUAUGCAUGCAUAACAAAAAGAA